CCCGAGAAGAUGGCAGCAACGGCGGAUGUGCCUCUUCUGAUCAAUUCGGAGAACGCCCGUUCAGAACGACGUAUCUCACCUGCUUGGACCAUAGCUCAGCUGAAAUCACGCUUGGAACCCAUAACAGGCAUUCCGGCUUCCUCACAAAGAUUGACCUUGAAGGUCGCAUCCUGGCCCGAUCAGAACUUGCAGACGGUUGAUGAAGAGAACACACAACUUGGUGCAUUCAAUCUGCAAAGCUACGCAGAACUCCAUAUAGUAGAUACUCGACCAGCAGGAUUACGUGCCAACUACACAGAUGUAUCGGCAGUUGAAAAAUACGAGAUGCCAGCAGACGAGUACGAGAGCCGGACUGACAGCGUACUGCACUGGAAGAAGACACAUCAGCUGGGCCGGUUUGAUCCUAAUGCUCCAAGCAUAGAGCAACAAAAGGUCGCCGGUAUCGAAAGAGAAAUUGAAGAGAGAGGGAUCAAAUUGGACGUUCGCUGUCGUCUACUGGCUGCGAAUCAAAGUGAGAGCUCACUCGAACGUCGCGGCACUGUAAAGUACAUUGGACCUGUCCCUGAAAUUCCUGGAAUUGGUGCUUGGGUUGGCAUCGCACUGGAUGAACCUACUGGAAAGAACGAUGGCAUGGUCAAGGGCACCCGCUACUUCCAAUGUGGAGCCAACUGCGGUGUCAUAGUACGACCAGAGAGGGUUGAGGUUGGCGACUUUGAUGUCAUCGAUGAAUUUGGCAGCGACGAAGAGUUCUAA
Molecule: messenger RNA, 753 nt
Organism: Aureobasidium musti
Lineage: Eukaryota; Fungi; Ascomycota; Dothideomycetes; Dothideales; Saccotheciaceae
Source: the annotation of a GenBank genome assembly